Messenger RNA from Drosophila ficusphila, 1108 nucleotides. RefSeq lists its product as uncharacterized. The record is from RefSeq and is a predicted model, not a curated record. The transcript has a single exon. Lineage: Eukaryota; Metazoa; Arthropoda; Insecta; Diptera; Drosophilidae. Bases 17 to 913 code for a protein of 298 amino acids.
AAAAAAUAUACAUAAUAUGUGCUCGAAACGUAAAUUAAAUUUUUCAUUGGAGAACGACGAUCAGCUGGAGAACAGUCCAGAAUGUGCUGCUCAAAGGAUCAAACAGCCCCUUAUUUUAAAGGAUAUUAACGCACCAAAAGAUAACGAAAGGAGUAUUUUGAAGGAUUCCAAGUUGCCUUAUCGCAGAAAUAUUUUCUCGAAGUUCGAAAAGACUUGGCAGGAGUUAAAAAAGUCUGGAACUUGCAGUAGUCAACCAAAUCCUUCCACGGACACAAGUUUCUCUACAUGCUCUCAGCUCCUGAACACCAGUUGGCCUGGAACGAAGCGACGAAGCGCUAAAGCCUUAUCCAUCGCGAUCCAUAAUUCCCCAAGGACUCCGCCCUUAAUCCCGAAUAAACAAAUCAGGCCAAUUUCUUCAUUCCAGGCCACUUGGAAUGCGUUAGUAAGCCAGUCUCCGCCUAACAAAUUUAGCAGCACGGAUUUGUCUGAGGAUAGUUAUAUUGAGUCCUCGCCAGUUACCCAACUUGUGCCAGAUGAAAGUCCAAGGCAGUACUUGUCGAGCAGCCAUAAAAAGGCCAAUCCAAAGCAAAGCCUUCGCUUCGUUCGAGGAGGAUAUGCCAAUGAGCUUCGACAAAUCCUUGCAAAUGAGCGCAUGGAUCAGCGCCAUCUCAAUAUCAUGAAAGCCACCCAUACUGGUCAAGUUUUAGCUAUAUCAGAAGAAAGUAAUCUUUCCAUUGCAUUAGUGGCACCGGAAACAGGGCCCAACUUUAAUAUUUUACUUCAAAGAGACCAGAAAUCUCUUAUUGAAGUGGGGUCUAGACUUAAGUUCUAUUUGGAUCCAAACAUUAGGCCGUUGCAAUUAAAAAACCAACAAUUGGUCUAUUGUCGCCCUUACAAUGUAAGUGUGUUAUAGUUAUAAGCACAUAUUUAAUGUGAAGCUUAAUGUAAAAAGCAGUUUAAAUAUACGUAUAUUAUAUAUAUAUAUAUUUCUGUAUAUCAAUAGUAUUUAUAAGGACGGUCGUUAAAGCCAAUAGAGGCACACUUUGUUAAGCCACGCACAUAUAUAUAUGGAUAUAUGUUAUAAGUCACAUUUUUCUAAUAUGUAAAU